GACCAAACCACCUCCUGCUUUCCACAAGGUCUUUUGCUUCUUUGCAACAACUUCAUCCCACUCCACUCCACCUCGAAUCCAUUCACCAUGUCGGUAGCACGCGCAGCCUUCUCGCUGGCUCGCCGUGUCCCUCUCAGUUCCGCCCGCGUCGCCCCACGAUCCUUCGCGACUGUCGCAGCUCGUCGCUCGAAAUGGGACCCAAAGCCAGGUGAUCCGGAAGGCAAGCUGCUGCCAUUCGAAGAGAUCAAGACUGAGAAGGAUCUUCUCCCCCCUGGAGCUGAACCUGGUACCGUCCCUACCGAUCUCGAACAAGCUACCGGUCUCGAACGUCUUGAAAUUCUCGGAAAGAUGCAAGGCAUUGAUAUCUUCGACAUGUCACCACUUCCAUCCGACAGAAAGGGCACUUUCGAAGACCCAAUCAUCGUCAAGUCUGCUGGUGACGAAAUCCAAGCUGGUUGCACCGGCUCUCCCGCAGAUUCUCACAUUGUGAAGUGGCUUGUGCUUUCCCGAAAGCGACCAUUUGAAAGAUGCAACGAGUGCGGCAGCUGCUACAGAAUGGACUACGUUGGACCCCCAGAUGACCCGCAUGACCAUCACCACCACCAUGGCUAUGAGGAGCCAAAGACCAUGGCUGACUACGUCAAGCCAGAGUACUGGUACAGAUAAGGCGAUGGAUGUCAGCUGAAGUCGUUAAAAGAAUAUUUGGGGGUGUUUUGUACAUAAGGUGAAUUUGAGUCAAUCAGACCUUGAAGAACAAUUGAUUGUGUGGUGUGACAACGAGAGCUCUCGCAUAUUUUCCCUUCUGUUCCUGCCUUAUUGUUCAAGUAUAGGCUUGCAUAUGCACGCACGACAACUAUAUAUAACGCAACAGAUUCGUCUUGAAAAUUGCAACGAUGUGUCCAAGCAAUAGAGCCGCAAAUUGCAAUGAAUGGACUCGACCUAGGGACCUGCAAUUGCCUAUCAAUCAGCGGGCAACUCUCGAGGCCUAGCAUUUCAGCCACAAGGGCCAGACCUCGAAUCAGAGAAUACCGCUCCGGCUCUACUGAAUCUACAUUUUGACACAAGCGUCGGUUUGACGGCACAAGACGGGCUUCUCCAUGCUCAAAUUGGAGAUGAGAUAAGCUGGAGAGGGGACGGAUAUGCGAGCCCUCGUGUUCCUUGACUCGAAAU
Molecule: messenger RNA, 1170 nt
Organism: Exophiala oligosperma
Lineage: Eukaryota; Fungi; Ascomycota; Eurotiomycetes; Chaetothyriales; Herpotrichiellaceae
Exons: 5
Coding region: 88-666 (192 amino acids)
Biological process (GO): mitochondrial electron transport, cytochrome c to oxygen
Cellular component (GO): mitochondrial envelope
Source: RefSeq, a predicted model, not a curated record